Messenger RNA from Pteronotus mesoamericanus, 3591 nucleotides. RefSeq names its product MAGE family member L2 (gene MAGEL2). NCBI's taxonomy places the organism in Eukaryota, Metazoa, Chordata, Mammalia, Chiroptera, Mormoopidae. The record is from RefSeq and is a predicted model, not a curated record. Gene Ontology annotation, cellular component: nucleus. The coding region runs from base 1 to 3591 and encodes 1196 amino acids. The transcript is spliced from 2 exons. Gene Ontology annotation, biological process: negative regulation of transcription by RNA polymerase II.
AUGUCGCAGCUAAGUAAGAAUCUGGGUGAUUCCAGUCCCCCGGCGGAGGCUCCCAAGCCCCCGGUCUAUAGCCGCCCUACGGUUCUGAUGCGGGCGCCGCCCGCCUCCUCCCGGGCUCCGCCGGUCCCCUGGGACCCACCUCCGAUUGAUUUGCAGGCUUCACUGGCCGCUUGGCAGGCGCCGCAACCUGCCUGGGAGGGCCCGCAGGGCCAGCCGCCCGCCCCCGUGGCUGCCAUGGCCCAGCCUCCGGCCCUGGGGGCCCCGCUGGUCCAGGCUCCCCCUCUGGGAGGGCCGAUGGGCAAGCCCCCGACUCCCGGGGUCCUGAUGAUACAUCCUCCCCCUCCGGGAGCCCCGAUACCACAGCCUCCGACUCCGGGGGUCCUGAUGAUGCACCCUUCGGCUCCCGGAGGCCCCCUGGCCCAUCCUGCUCCUCCGGGGACCCCGAUGGCCCAUCCUGCUCCUCCGGGGACCCCGAUGGCGCAUCCUCCCCCUCCGGGGACCCCGAUGGUGCACCCACCCCCUCCGGGGACGCCGAUGGCUCAUCCUCCCCCUCCGGGGACGCCGAUGGCCCAUCCUGCCCCUCCGGGGACGCCGAUGGCACAUCCUGCCCCUCCGGGGACGCCGAUGGCCCAUCCUGCCCCUCCGGGGACACCGAUGGCCCAGCCUCCAGCUCCGGGAGUCCUCAUGGCUCAGCCGCUGACUCCGGGGGUCCUGAUGGUCCAGCCUACCGCUCCGGGAGCCGCGAUGGCCCAGCCUCCACCCCCGGCAGCCUUGAUAGCACAGCCUCCGCCUCCGGGAGCCGCGCUGGCCAAGCCUCCAGGGCCCGGCGUCCUGAUGAUCCACCCUUCGGGGUCCAGAGCUCCGAUCAACCAGCCUGCAGCCUCACCGGCCCCGAUGGCACAGCCGGCAGCUCCACCUGCGCAGCCUCUGGCUUCCUGGGCCCCACAGGCUCAGCCUCUGAUUCUGCAAAUCCAGUCCCAGGUUAUAAGGGCUCCUCCGCAGGUUCCCCAGAGCCCGCAGGCCGCGCCAGCCCAGAUGGCCACACCCCCGGGCUGGCAGGCCACCUCGCCGGGCUGGCAGGCCCCAGCACAAGCCUGGCAGGCCACGCCCCUGGCCUGGCAGGCCACACAGGUCACCUGGCAGGCUCCGACCAUUGCCUGGCAGGCGCAGCCGCCCGUGCGCCAGGGGCCGCCCCCGAUCCGCCCAGGCCCACCACCUAUCCGACCGGGGCCCCCGCCGGUGCGCCAGGGGCCGCCCCCGAUCCGCCAGGCACCGCCGCUGAUCCGUCAGUCGCCGCCGCCCAUCCGGCCUGCCCCACAGGUGCUGACCACGCCACCUCCACUCUGGCAGGCCCUGCCGCCCCCACCACCUCUGCGGCAGGCCCCUCAGGCUCGGCUGCCCACCCCGCAGCUGCGGGCAGCCCCCCAGAUGCGAGCGGCCCCGCAGGUGCGGGCGCCCCCGCAGGUGCCCACGGUCCCUCCAGCAACGCAGGUGCCCACAGCGCCUCUCGCUGGUCCGCAGGUGCCCCAGGCCGCGCUGUCGGCCGCGCUGUCGGCCCCUCUGUCGGCGCCGCAGGCCGUACACUGCCCGCCUAUCAUCUGGCAGGCCCCCAAAGGCCAGGCGCCCGUGCCGCAGGAGAUGCCCACGUCGAUGGAGUUCCAGGAGGUGCCGCAAGCCCAGGCGCUGGCCUGGCAGACCCCCAAGGCCCCCGGGCACUUCUGGCAGCCCCUGCCCGCCCAGGAGGCUCAGAGGCAGGGCCCACCGCUGGUCCAGGUAGAGCAGCCCUUUCAGGGGGUCCCGGCCUCCCAAAAGGCUCUGCAGAUCCAGCUACCCGCCCAGCCGGCCCAGCCCGCGGGCCCGCAAGCAGAGCUGCCGGCCUUACAACUCCAGCCCCCCUGGCAGGGACCCCCUGCCGCCUUGCAGGGCCAGCCUGGAGCGCCCUUAGCGGCGGCAAAUUUUCCCAUGGGCUCUGCUAAAUCACUGAUGACUCCAUCAGGAGAACCCAGAGCCUCCUCAAUAGACCGCAGGACCUCGUCCAAGGAGCGCAGAACCUCGUCCAAGGAGCGCAGGGCUCCUUCCAAGGACCGCAUGAUCUUUGCCGCCACUUUCUGUGCCCCCAAGGCCGCCUCAGCUGCCCGAGCACACCUGCCCACUGCCUGGAAAAACUUGCCUACCACACCGGAGACCUACACUGCCGCCGCCAGGGGCUUUCCUGCUACCUCCCAGCUCCAGCCUGCCUCUUCGAACGCCUUCACCGGCCCGCCUGCCAUCUUGGAGACCCCGAAGUCACUGCCACUCGCUCCGAAGGAUCCCUUUGCCUACGUCGAGGCCCUGCCGGCUGUCCCGUGGGUGCCGCAGCCGAACGCGAGCACACCCAGGGGGUCCAAGGCAGCGCCCACCAUGCUGAUGGCCACAGCGGCUGCCCCCCAGGCCAUGGCCACCACUCAAGAGGCCUCGAAGACCCCCGAUGAGCCGCCGCGUCGCUCGGGCAAAGCCACCCGUAAGAAGAAGCACCUGAACACCGAAGAGGACAACAGUGGCCAGAUGCUGGGCCUGCUUGACUGGCAGGCCCCAAGGCCCUGGGAUAACCUGAACUUGAAUGACUGGCAGGUUCAAAACCCUUUCCAGGUCCUGGGUGAUUGGCAGGACCCAAAUACCUCCUACGGCCUGAGCGGCUGGGAGGGCCCUAGUACCUCCAGGAUCCUUAGUGGCUGGGAGGGUCCCGGCACCUCCUGGGCCCUGAGUGCCUGGGAGGGUCCCAGCACCUCCAGGGCCCUGGGUCUCUGGGAAAACGUAGGCAGCCCUCAGCCUUUGAUCAUCUCUGAGCUCCCCGGGCUCUCUCUGGGCUUCGGUACCACCCAGAGCGACCCCAAGUUGGAGACGCAGCCACUGUCUCCCUUGGAUGAGAGAGCCAAUGCUUUGGUGCAGUUUCUCCUGGUCAAGGACCGAGCCAAGGUGCCCAUCAGGCGCUCAGAGAUGGUGAAAUUCAUCAUUCGUGAAUACAAAGAUGAGUGCUUGGAGAUCAUCAAACGUGCCAACAAUAAGCUAGAGUGUGUCUUUGGCUACCAGUUGAAGGAAAUUGACCCCCAAACCCACUCUUACAUUAUUAUCAACAAGCUGGGGCACUACCCGGGGGAGCCAGGCGUGUCCUACUUAGACACGCCCAAGUUCGGCCUCCUGAUGGUGGUCCUGAGCCUCAUCUUUAUGAAAGGCAAUUGUGUCCGGGAGGAGCUGAUCUUUAACCUCCUGUACAAGCUCGGGGUGGACGUCCGGGAGACCCACGGUCUCUUCGGAAACACAAAGAAGCUCAUCACUGAAGUGUUUGUGAGGCAGAAGUACCUAGAGUACAGGCGCGUCCCCAACACCGAGCCCGCACAAUAUGAGUUCCUUUGGGGCCCCCGAGCAUUCCUCGAAACCAGCAAGAUGCUCGUCCUGAGGUUCCUGGCCAGGCUCCAUAAGAAAGAUCCUCAGUGCUGGCCGUUCCAGUACUUUGAAGCCCUGGCAGAAUGUGAGUCUGAGGAUCGGGAGGAAGAUGAGCCAGGACCCGAUGAUAAAGCCGGGGGUCCCCCCAGCAGCCCCCCUCCCCACUAA